ACGGUAAAUGUGUAAAUAGUGUACAGUGUAUAAAAAUGCUGAGGAACAUUUCUUUUUUCACAAUUUGGUAUUUAGUUAUAUAUUAAAAUUAUUAUGAUCAAUGUCGACGGACGGUGGUACAUAUCCCGUGACAUGGAGGUUUAAUACUGUCAUCGGGCCACGCCUCUUUUAUAUAUCAUGACAGCUCAAAGUUGUGAACAAUGCAAAGUUCCGUUACAUAAUAUUAAAUCCGUCCAGCCAAACUUAUAACUCGGACUGACUGGAUUUACUAUCAAGAAUGACGGAGGUACAGGUCUUGGAUGAGGGUGGGGACCCUAUUACUAUGUUAGACUUCGGCAGUUUCCGGUCCUCCCUGUUUGGUCACACCGUUGACUACAUCCGGGACGUCAACAAGCGCCUGCCAGACUUUCAGUUCCGGGACGGUGACAUUCUUCUGGCAUCAUACCCAAAAGCAGGUUGCACGUGGACGUAUGAGAUCAUGACGAUGUUACUACAGGGGCGUGCAGAGGGGCCAUCGUACAGCAAGAUGCAUGUGAUGCUCGAGGCGUCUGCACCGGAGAACUUGGAGGGCCUGACGUCACCAAGGUUCCUUAACUCACACCUGUCGUACAGCAGGAUCCCAGCUGACAUCCGCCAGAAGCGAGUGAAGGUGGUGUUUGUGGCGCGGAACCCCAAGGACGCCGCUGUCUCUCUCUACAACAUGAUGUCCGGAAUGAAACAUUACAGUUACAGUGGAUCAUUUGCUAACUGGCUUCCGCUGUACAUGCGCGGCGGACUUGCAUACCAGGCAUAUCCAAAAUAUCUUCUGGGAUGGGAAGAAGUCUACAAAAGCAAGCAACAUGAAAUGAUCGUGCUCUAUUACGAAGACCUUAAAAAAGAUAUGGCCAAAGAAAUCAGAAGUUUGGCCCAGUUUUUGGAUCUUCCGGAAAACGAGAAACUGGUUGAGGAAAUUGCGGAAAAGUGUCAGUUUCACGAAAUGAAGACAAGAUUUGAUGCCAAAAUGCUGGGAACUAGCUCCUAUAAGUCGGGUACUAACUACGGCUUUAUGAGAAAAGGCGAGGUCGGUAAUUGGAAACACUGGUUUACAGUGGCGCAGAACGAGAUGUUUGACAAGUACAUACAUGAACAGCUACAUGGGUCCAUGUACAAUUUCACAUACCAAAUGUGAACAAUGGAAGUGUGCUAGACAGAUCAAUUUUAAUGAUAUCAGAUGUUGCCUUUAAAGAUUAAAGACAGUCGUAUAAGAAAGUGUCUUACUCAGUUGAACUGAUAGAUUCAAAAGGAUUAGUGUGAUAUGGACCAUUUUUCCAAUAGAAUUAAAACGUAUAUUUCAUGUAAGAUAGAUAGAACAACAACAAUGAUAGAACUUAUAUUUUCCUAUUUCAGUUAAUGGUGAAAAGGAAAUAUUGAGAUCUUUACUUUAUUUUCAAUAGUAACUAUCUGACACAAAUACAAUACAAGACGAUGAAUAGAUAAUUAUAAGACAAAAUCAAUAUACAACAAC
This is a messenger RNA of Mya arenaria, 1504 nucleotides long. RefSeq names its product sulfotransferase 1A1-like. The record is from RefSeq and is a predicted model, not a curated record. Bases 278 to 1168 code for a protein of 296 amino acids. Gene Ontology annotation, cellular component: cytoplasm. NCBI's taxonomy places the organism in Eukaryota, Metazoa, Mollusca, Bivalvia, Myida, Myidae. Gene Ontology annotation, molecular function: sulfotransferase activity. Gene Ontology annotation, biological process: sulfation. The transcript is spliced from 7 exons.